Lepisosteus oculatus (spotted gar) is the source of this 2168-nucleotide messenger RNA. The record is from RefSeq and is a predicted model, not a curated record. NCBI's taxonomy places the organism in Eukaryota, Metazoa, Chordata, Actinopteri, Semionotiformes, Lepisosteidae.
CGGGGAGUGGUGACAGUCUGCGGGUCUCCGCUGCAGUAGGACAGAGCUGAGGGGCUUCUGAGGACUAAGGGGAGGGGGGUGUCGCCUGACUGCAUGUUCCAGUUUCCUACAGCCGCAUUCACACCGUAAGAGCGAAGCUACCCGAGCCCGAAACAGCCAGCCAGCCAGCCAAGAUGUCGCGACCUCUGACAGACCAGGACCGGAGGAAGCAGAUCUCCGUCCGGGGGCUCGCCGGCGUGGAGAACGUGACGGACCUGAAGAAGAACUUCAACCGCCACCUCCACUUCACGCUGGUGAAGGACCGCAACGUGUCGUCGACGCGCGACUACUACUUCGCCCUGGCGAACACCGUGCGCGACCACCUGGUGGGCCGGUGGAUCCGCACCCAGCAGCACUACUACGAGAAAGACCCCAAAGUAAGCACCCCGGCGCUGGAGGAGGAGGAGGGAGGGGGGGUGUUUGCCGCAUGCAGGCUGGGCCAGCUGGGGGGCGGGGCCGGCGUGGAAGUGAUGACGGAUGGGGGGCCGGAGCCGCUGGGCUCUGGCAGGGGGGCACGGGGGGGCUUUUACAGUCUCCCUAAGGAUCAUCCCUGCCUCUCUCCGUUGGCCUUUGGAGAGCGUGGGGCGACGUGCCACAAAGCAUCCCUCCCCCCCCCCAUCACCGGCGCGAUGACGUGCGAGACCUCUCUCCCUGUCUCUGACCCUGUCUCUCUCCGACCCUGUCUCCCCCUGUCCCCAGCCUGUUUCCUGGACUCCAUGGCCACCCUGGGAUUGGCUGCCUAUGGCUAUGGGAUCCGCUAUGAGUUUGGCAUCUUCAAUCAGAAAAUCGUCAACGGGUGGCAGGUGGAGGAGGCUGACGAUUGGCUGCGCUACGGCAACCCCUGGGAGAAGGCCCGCCCCGAGUACAUGCGGCCCGUCCACUUCUACGGGCGUGUGGAGCACACAGCCGAGGGCGUGAAGUGGGUGGACACGCAGGUGGUCCUGGCUCUGCCCUACGAUACCCCCGUCCCGGGCUACAGGAACAACACCGUCAACACCAUGAGGCUGUGGUCUGCCAAGGCCCCCAACGAGUUCAACCUCAAAGACUGUGAGCCCUUGGGUGGUUUCCUGCCUUCGCCUCUGCCCCUCCGCACCCUCCUGUCUCCCCCCUGCACGCCCCCCCCGCAGUUCUUCGAGGGCAAGGAGCUGCGUCUGAAGCAGGAGUACUUCGUGGUGGCCGCCACCCUGCAGGACAUCGUCCGCCGGUUCAAGUCCUCCAAGUUCGGCUGCCUGGACCCUGUGCGCACCUCCUUCGAGGCCUUCCCCGACAAGGUGGCCAUCCAGCUGAACGACACCCACCCGGCCAUGGCCAUCCCCGAGCUGAUGAGGGUCCUGGUGGACGUGGAGAAACUGGCCUGGGACCAGGCGUGGGACAUCACCGUGCGGACAUGCGCCUACACCAACCACACAGUGUUGCCUGAGGCUCUGGAGCGCUGGCCCGUCCACCUGUUCGAGACUCUGCUGCCGCGGCACCUGGAGAUCAUCUACGAGAUCAACCGGCGCCACAUGGAGCACAUCGCGGCGCUGUACCCCGGGGAUCACGACCGCCUGCGCCGCAUGUCGCUGAUCGAGGAGGGGGACGUCAAGAGGGUCAACAUGGCCCACCUGUGCAUCGUGGGGUCGCACGCCGUCAACGGCGUGGCGCGCAUCCACUCCGACAUCCUCAAGGCCACCGUAUUCAAAGAUUUCUACGAGGUCGACCCCAAAAAGUUCCAGAACAAGACCAGGAUCGGCGAGGACUUCAUCCGGGACCUGAGCCAGCUGAAGAAGCUGCUGAAGUACGUGGACGACGAGGCCUUCAUCCGCGACGUGGCCAAAGUCAAACAGGAGAACAAGCUGAAGUUCUCGGCCUACCUGGAGAAGGAGUACAAGGUCAAGAUCAACCCCAACUCCAUGUUCGACCUGCAGGUCAAGAGGAUCCACGAGUACAAGAGACAGCUGCUCAACUGUCUGCACAUCGCCGCCCCAGGGUACCACAUGGCCAAGAUCAUCAUCAAGCUGAUCACCUCCAUCGGCGACGUGGUCAACAACGACCCCGUGGUGGGCGACCGCCUGAAGGUCAUCUUCCUGGAGAACUACAAGGUCUCCCUGGCGGAGAAAGGUAUCCGAGCCGGAUUCGGGCCCCACUGA